Messenger RNA from Naegleria lovaniensis, 3393 nucleotides. RefSeq lists its product as uncharacterized. Bases 1 to 3393 code for a protein of 1130 amino acids. The record is from RefSeq and is a predicted model, not a curated record. The transcript has a single exon. NCBI's taxonomy places the organism in Eukaryota, Heterolobosea, Eutetramitea, Acrasida, Naegleriidae.
AUGUUUUCAUUCCAAUCUCUGAACGCAACCACCGGCAGUAACACCAAUACGACUUUGAUCAAUAGUGGUAGCAACAACAAUCACAACAAUUACAUACGAUGCUCUCAAAUAUUGGAACACAUUCAUCAACAACAAAACCGAAACUCAGGAAGAAAGACUUCGUUUUUGAAAAACUUUAUUCCAUCGGUGACCUCUUCCGAAGAGAACUCCACACCACCACAUGAUCCCAAUACAUUGUCUAUUCAUCGCGUACAACACGUAUCGGGCCACUUGGCUUUGCAUUUGUUCAACGGAAGGAUGAUUAUUGGUCUCGAUUAUAUUUCAGCCUCAAAAUUACAGAAUAUUACUAGCCAAUCUCAAGACCAAUUAUAUUUGAAUUUAUUAGAGGCAAUUAAGAAUUUCGGAAGCUCUACAUUCGCUACCACGCACAAUGCUCAUGACACAUCGUUGGGUCCAAUGCUCUUUUGUUGUGAUAAAGACCCUUAUGUUUACAGCGAUUUUGAAAUUAGAGAGGAAACAUCGGAACAAUCGAGUGGAUAUAAUUUCGGAAGUAAUUUUGUGAGAGAUUUGCGAGUGGUUCGUUUUAUUGCAAUUUCUAAAGCUGGCAAUGUUAUGGUGUGGAGAUAUUACGAAGACAAUUCCACUUGGAAAGUGGAGAAUACUUUUAAUAUUUUAGGAAACAGCUCCAGUUUGAAGGUGGAGUUUGCAACUGUGGUUGCUGAUAGAAAUAUAUUAUUUAAGACAAAUAGCCCAUCAGGAAGGAAUGCCUUGAAUUUAUACUCUGCCUCUGGUAGUACUUGUGUGAUUUUUAAUGGUAGCAGUGAUGACUCCGCCAACAAUGGUUCUGAGAAUGUAAUUUAUUCUGUAUUUCCAUCGACACACACUAUGAGCAAAUCGACUGUUUUAAUAAUUACACAAGGUGAAAUAAUUCUCUUCGAUCUGAAGAAUAAGAAAUCAAUAUCCAAAAUCGAAAAGGCUCUCAAAUAUAAUGAUGCCUCAGGCAAUGCUGACAUGCAGCAAUAUUCAGAAUCUAUUUUUUAUAUUUCAAUGAUUAUUCACCCAAUAACGAAAGAAAUAAUCAUGAUGGAUACGAGCUUUAACAUUAUUAUUUAUUCAAGCGAGUUGACACACUCAAAGAAAUUGUCUAUCAACAAAUUGACACUCAAAAAAGAGAACAUUUUGAAAAUAGACAUGGCAUUAAUUUAUAACACAUUUUUAGCUAUAUAUGAUGGAAACUCCAACAUUUUUAUUGUUGACCUUGUGAAUGGAUGUGUAAUUUCAAAUUUAAUGUUGCCUAGUGACAUGACUAAUUACAAAUCUGGAGGAAGUUUUGUUAGAUUUUUUGGAAAUGCUACUCAAUACUCUUGCAACAAUGAACCUUCUACCCUGUUUAUUCAUGGUAGCUCUCUAAUCUACGAAUUACGCUGUCCACCUCUGCUUGAUAUUGUCAGGAAUAGCAGUACCGUAGCUUCAUCUGGAAAUUCCCUUACCUCCAGCACAACAUCUCAGACAUAUAACCAUUUACUUAAAGAUUUUAAGCUAUUCAAUAUUUACACAAGAAACAUUUUGGAAGAAAUUCAUAACAAUAGUGGUAACAGUACCAACAAAUUGAAUCCUGCAUCUAAUUCAACUGUUGAUAUGAGAAAAUCCAUUUUCCCACAUUUGGAAAAUCCAGCAUUGAUUUGGACAAGCUGCAACACUGUACAUGACCAAGAAGCUUUUUUGAACGAAUGUGAACAGUUCAUUGAUAACUUUCCACCUAAGGACACAAAUUUUUGGAAAAAGCCAACAUCCAAUGCUUCAACAAGCGAGAAUUGGGAGAGUUCAUCUUUGCCUUCUCCAUUGUCACCUUCAAUGUCUCCCUCUUCAUUGUCAUCUAGCAAGGCAAGUCCAACCAUGGGCGCUUCUUCAACAGCUUCCUCUAAUCAAUUAUUUACCAAAAUGACAACUUUGAAUAUGAGUAUUGUUCCUCCACUGACCUCUUCCCUAUCGAUUUGCAAAGAACAAAUAACAAAUCUUGAUGUAACACAAACAGUUGAUUCGUUAGAGGAUCAUGGGGAAAACAGUGCAGCAUCAUCCAACAUCAAAACCAGCUCAUUCAUGGACAACCUCACUGAUAUUGAGCUCUAUGACAUGAUUGAAAACGAGCCACACUCAGUUUUGGAUUAUUUACUAGAUGUUUGUGAUCUUGCCAUCUUCAAGAGCGUUGUUCAACAAUAUUCAACUGAAGAAAAUUUGGACGAGACAAGUGACAGCAGCAAGAUUUAUGGUAUUUCCAUCCCUGGUGCCUCUGAUUCCAACAUUCGACCCAUCACAACAUUUGUAAAUUUAUUUGAACAAAAUUUUGAAGAUUCCAUUAGUCCUUUAGAAUUGUACAAAGUUGAGGAGAACAGAAAUGAAGAUUUUGUGGUUUAUCAAAAUAAGGUAACUGCUGCCCUUGAACCAAAACGAAACACAAACCACACCAGAAAGGGUUUACUCUAUUUUGAAAUGGUCAUUCGGUUACUCUUUUUCCACACAAAAUGUCCUCAAAUUAUUUUGAUUUUAAUUGUCAUGAUGGAAGAACACAAAUUGAAACAAUUUACUGCUCGACGAGAUCAACUGAAAUCAGAAAUUGAUCAACUUGUCAAGAAGAAACAAUCAUCAUCGACUUCUUCACUUUCAUCCUUGACAGGAUCUAAAAACUAUCAAUUGGAAAAUUUUAAUUUACAAAGUUUACAGAAUGAGUACAAUGAUAUUUCACAAAAGUUGAAACAAAACAAUUUGAAGGCCAAAUAUAGUAAGGAAAUCCAAAGGAUACUGACAUCCUAUGUAGAUACAUGUGAAAGCGAGCAGCAAUUCAUAGAGACCGCUUCAUAUUCCAAUAUUCAGGUUAAAACUAUGGCUCAAUUAUUUAUUUGGCAAGGAAAUCGACUCGAUGCAUUGAAGAUAUAUCUUUCGAAUUAUAGCAACAAACUUGAGGAACAAGUGCUCAAGCUUGUAUCAACCUAUCUUUCGCAACAGUCUGGAAUUAGCGUUUAUCAUGUUCCAUCAGGAACAGGACCUCUUGAAGAGCAAUAUCAAGUGUUGAAUUUACUUUUCAAUUUUUGUCUCAACCCAAGUACUAAGGCCACAUCAAAGACCAAAAACUCUCUUCUCGCAUUGGCGUGGCAAAUGAUGCCGCUAUCCUACAGCGUUUUUGAUUUCUUUUCAAAAUUUGAUAUUUAUUGGAACGAACGAGGGAUUGUCAACAGUGACGACAAUGAAUCAAGCCCUUGUGCGUUCACUUCAGCUGACAUUUGUGAUGAAAUAGCAUUGGGCAACAGCAACAUUAUCGGUGAUGAUGUUGGCUUGUAUCUUCAGGGCAUUGGGACCUUUACAAACAUGAAAUUAAGAGCUCAACAAAUGAAGUAA